This is a messenger RNA of Magallana angulata, 2610 nucleotides long. RefSeq names its product multiple epidermal growth factor-like domains protein 10. Lineage: Eukaryota; Metazoa; Mollusca; Bivalvia; Ostreida; Ostreidae. The coding region runs from base 1 to 2109 and encodes 702 amino acids. The transcript has 14 exons. The record is from RefSeq and is a predicted model, not a curated record. Gene Ontology annotation, molecular function: scavenger receptor activity.
AUGGGGUCUAAUUGCGUUGCAACAGUUUUGAUGAUAAUAUGUUUAUUUGACGAUAAUAUCUGCUUUGUCAAUGUAGCUUACUCACCUAGUCAACAUAUACAAGGACAAGCAACAAUGAGUGAACCUCCUCAGCAUUACAAUUGGCAAGCGUAUAAAGUUAUUGAUGGAAAUACCAACCAGACAGCCAAUGGAUCAUCAUGUGCGAUCAUUGAAUUUUAUAAGAGAUACACAUCAGUUUGGUUGAGCAUUCAUCUACAACGAUUAUUCAACGUUGCAUAUACUGAAAUCUAUUUUCGAAGUGAAGGAACUAUAGAUCGAAUGGCGGGAUUUUCGAUUUACGCAUAUUACGAUGACACCUUCAAUUCUUUGUCACCUGAUCCAAAUAGCCUAAUAUAUCGCCAUGACCCAAUGUCUGGGUGUCCUGCUCCAAUACAGAACAUUACAAUUAAUAGACUCGUUCGACAAAUAGUGUUCACAAACAGCAGGCCAGUUGGAUACAAAUCAGUAUGUCCAGGUUCGGGCAGCGACGUAUACAAAAUGUAUACAUCGAUAGAAAUCUGUGAAAUAAAAGUAAUGGGUUGUGAUAAAACAAAAUAUUCCCCUGGGUGCGUUGACAGAUGCCCAGCUACAUGUAAAAGUAACCAUUGUGACGUGUUCAAUGGAUCUUGUUUUCAAAGAUGUCCGAAUCCCAACGCACUCACUGAUGAUUGCAUUGUAUGUGCAGAUGGACAAUACAUUUUUAAUCGGGAAUGUGUGAACUGUUCGAGUUACUGUAAGGAUAUUUCACGCUGUAACAAAUUGACCGGUAAAUGUGAAAAUGGAUGCAUCUACCAUCGGACUGGAGAUUUUUGUCAAGAAUGCAGUGAACAUUUCUAUGGAAGAGAAUGCAACAAGCCAUGUGGACAUUGUAGAGGUAAUGCUCCUUGUGACAGUGCCACUGGUCACUGCCCUAGGGGAUGUCAGAACCAUUGGACGGGUGACAAGUGCGACGAAUGUAGUGAACAUUUCUAUGGAAGAGAAUGCAACAAGCCAUGUGGACAUUGUAGAGGUAAUGCUCCUUGUGACAGUGUUACUGGUCACUGCUCCAGUGGAUGUCAGAACCAUUGGACGGGUGACAAGUGCGACGAAUGUGCAGAUGGACAUUACAACGCAUUAUGUUCUGGAACAUGUGGUCAUUGUCUCAAUGAACAAGUAUGUGAUAAAUAUGAUGGUUCCUGUCUUAGUGGCUGCAAACCUAAUUUUGACUCUCCAUUAUGUCAAGAAUGUAGAGACGGCUUUUACCACAGUUCAUGCUCAGAAACUUGCGGUCAUUGUUUAAACAAAACGGCUUGCAACAAAAGCACAGGUCAUUGUUCUAUAGGAUGCAUGAACCACUUCAGAUAUCCUUUUUGUCAAGAAUGUGAAGAAGGAUAUUAUGGCACCAUCUGCAGCUCAAAAUGCGGGCACUGCGCAAAUGGCGAAACAUGUGAUAAACAUAUCGGGAUUUGUAAUGGCGGUUGUGUACCACACUUUUUAACGCCAUAUUGUCAAAUGUGUCAAGACGGGUUUUACAACGCAUCAUGUACUGCUGAAUGUGGUCACUGUUUACACGGAGAGGUAUGCGAUAAACAAGACGGUACCUGUAUGAAUGGUUGCAGUUCAAACUUCUUACCUCCUCUUUGUCAAGAUUGCAUUCCGUACAAGUACGGUCCAAAUUGCGCCUUUGAUUGCGGUCAUUGUAAGGACGGCAGGCCAUGUUCUACAGACACGGGUUUGUGUACAGAUGGCUGUGAGGAUGGGUGGACCGGGGGCUACUGCGUUACAGUCAAAGAUGUCGACACAGAAAGUGAAACGCAGAAGCAAGGGUUGACAACAACAGGAGUGGUCGCGUUAGCAAUUACAUCAGCUUUGCUAGGAAUUGCAUUCCUUACUAUAUUUUUUCUUCUACGUCACGUAUUGAUGAAUCAAACCACCAGACAGGGUUCAGACAUCCCUUUGCCUCAAAACAAGGAAUCAUCGCAAACAUUCAGUGAUUUGAACACAACAGAGGACGUCAGUGUGUACACAACAUUGGGUGCAAGGGAGGAAGAGCCAUCUUAUGAAGUUUUAGGCGAGUCAUCAAACACUUAGGCAAAUGCAGUUACAGUAUACAUGUGACACAUGCUUUUAGUAGCAUUCAAAUUCAUAUCUUGUUUAAUGUACGUUUAUGUAUAAAUUGCAUUGCCAAGACAGAACAUGGUUAUUGGCUUGAAAAUUGAACAAUAUGUUUGGGAGGGCAAUUUGUGACAAGAAAUGUAAAACUUCUAAAGGCUUAACCCGAAUCCAAAAUAGGUCUGAUGUUUCAAAACAUUUAACACAGUUAUUAUUUGUUUUGUUUAUAAUAUAAUAUACAUGUAUGUGUAUCUGCAUGUAGCAACAGACAAACUGUAUGCAAUACGCUUCCGUGGCUGAAAAAAUGACGCCAAAUCAUUUGAAUUAGGCUAUAUUAAGAGAUUUACGGAAUUUUUACUGAAACAAAAAUCAUAUUGGUUUCUCAACAAUCAUCUUAUGAUUUCGAAAAUAUUUGUACUGAUCAUAUCAUACUUUCAAACGUUAGAGUUUAGGAUAAUUAACAUUCUUACGUAAUAGUUA